This is a messenger RNA of Blastomyces dermatitidis ER-3, 2355 nucleotides long. RefSeq names its product mitochondrial 37S ribosomal protein RSM7. NCBI's taxonomy places the organism in Eukaryota, Fungi, Ascomycota, Eurotiomycetes, Onygenales, Ajellomycetaceae. Gene Ontology annotation, molecular function: mRNA binding; structural constituent of ribosome; rRNA binding. Gene Ontology annotation, cellular component: ribosome. Bases 1 to 2355 code for a protein of 784 amino acids. The transcript has 6 exons. The record is from RefSeq and is a predicted model, not a curated record. Gene Ontology annotation, biological process: regulation of DNA-templated transcription; ribosomal small subunit assembly; translation.
AUGCCACCACGACUCAACCUCUUUCCCACCUCCCUGCUCCGCCAAUCCCCAGCGCCCCAACAAUGCACCGCAGCGAGAUUUACAUCGUCGUUAUCUAGUGGUCGCGACAAUGCCAUCCGCUCUUUUUCAACUAGGAGGGAUCUUCUACCCCGUCGCCCAGGCGCUGCGGUGCUGGCGUAUCGGCCUCGCGUUUCGCCUCCCCAGCGCCGGAUGGAGUCUUCAUCUUCGAAGGCCGGUGAUGAGGUGAAUGGGGGAAAGGCGGAGAGGAUCGUUGGUGAGGAGGGAGCGGAAUCGAAAGCGGCGAAGGAAGGGUUAGGCAGUGUGAGUGAGGAGGCAGCGGACGUGGCGAGGAUUAUGGAGCGGAGGACGGAGUGUGGGGAGGUUGGGGGCCCGGAGUUGUUGCAGGGCAGUAUGGUUGGGGAUAUUUUGAAGCGGGAUAAAGAUGCGAUGAAAAAUGCACCCAAAGUCCUACAGGAUCAGCUGAGCUCCUCUUCAUCAUCCUCUGGCUCCUCUGGCUCCAGAUCCUUUUCUACUUCCGCUAGAUCGAGACAGUUCGAUAUGAAACAGAUGUCGGCUGGUGGGAACGACGCGUCGAUUGCGGCUGUCGAGAAUAUGAUUGCCGCUGCCACGGAGCAGAAGCAAGAGCAGGCGUUGCAGGCGGGACUCAAAUAUGAAGUGCCCGAAACACUACCUAGAUCCGAACAUUUGAGGCACCGCUAUGACCCUCUGCUGGACCAGUUUACAAAAAUGCUCAUGAGGCACGGAAAAUUGAGUGCUGCGCAGAAGCAAAUGGAAACAAUCCUACACAACCUCCGCUCCGCCCCAGCGCCCAACCCAGACCCAUCACGCCCAUUGCUUCCCGGGCCGCCUGCCCCGCAACUGCCCCUAAAUCCUAUCCUCUACCUAACCCUAGUCGUUGACUCUGUCGCACCAAUACUCCGCAUCAAGCAACAACCCGGCGCAGCCGGUGGUGGCCGAUCUCUCCCCAUCCCGCUUCCGCUGGCACUCCGGCAACGCCGGCGAACAGCCAUUAAGUGGAUUAUCGAUGCGUCUCAGAAACGGAAGGAUGCCGCGUUGGCGAACCGAGUGUCGCAGGAGAUUAUUGCUGUGGCGGAGGGGAAGAGUUCGGCAUGGGAGAAGAGGGCGAUGGUGCAUAAGCAGGGGUUACUUUUGUGGGGAGGGUUAUUAUUAUGUAUCAAUUCUCAACAUAAUAACAUUGGUACUGCCCCGUCGGGAUUCCCCGUGCGCAAUGACGAUGAAUCUCUUUCUCUCCAAACCCAAUGCCAGUCUUUACCGUCCUUUACUGCUGCUUCUUCUGUUUAUACCGCUGCUCCUGCAGCUUCAAAUUUGUCUUCUUCUUCCUCAUUUUUUCUCGGAUCUAUUCAUUCUUCGGCUUCUCUCCGGCAGCCAUCUUCACUCGCUUCCCCCCAGUACAAACAAAAUAAUGAUAUUUCAAACCAAUUGAGGGAGGAUGAUACCCCCUUCGUCAAUUGCUAUCUGCCCUCUGAUUCUCUCGCAUUUCCCCUACAUUCCGAUGCGCUUGCUUCUCAUGCACACGAUAUUAACGCUGCUACGACUGCCCCGACGCCACCCUGGUUGGACUUGCUUGAGCUUGACCAUAAUCUCAACCAGGAUGACCAGUCGCUUAGCUCCCCGGUAUUAUUGCCAGCCGAGACUGGGUUGCAAACCGAGGCGGCGUCAACAUUGUUAAAUCCACGCUCCAGUGCGUCUGUUUCUGCUGCUAUUGCUGAAUACAACUUCCAAUACCCAUAUUCCAAAGGGGUUGAGCUAGAUUUUGAUGAAUCGCUUUUACUGACUGCGCAAGAUUCGUUCGCGACAUCAACGCCACCAGAUACGCAAUAUUCUCUACCAGAUUUCAACCAUCGGCCAAGCAACGUUGGACAGUAUUUUAUGUCUCCUCCUCAAAGCAUUCACAAUCAAAACAUCAUGCAUCUACAACGCGGUGCAGCCAUCCCACCACCAUCCCAAUCACCGGUUCUAACUCACCAUAUCCAGCCAAAGCCAUCUUCAUCUCAACGACCGACUCCAUUCACAAGCACUUCCCCAGCCCCUUCUUUCACCAACACUCAACAUUCUACCCCUUCAUCAACGCAAACUCCACGGUCUCCUUCUGCAGUGACUAAAGCAGGGCCAACGGACCGUGCCGCUGACAAGCGACGACGCAACACGCUUGCAGCCCGCCGCUUCCGCCAGAAGCAGCACGAUCGCGUUGCGGAGCUAGAGCGGGCACUGGAAAGCGUGUGCAGGGAGAGGGAUGAAUUGAAGAUGCAGGCUGCCAGGUGGGAAGGAGAGGUUGUCGCGUUGAGAGGAAUGUUGCGUAAAAAGAGUUCAUGA